AUGGUUCAAAGCAUUAUAUCCUCCAUUAAUGGAUCCUCUGUGUUUCUUCCCAAUCUCUCACAACCCUCUUCAAGAAAAUCCUGGUGCCGGAAAACUAGAUUGCGGCGAUAUCCGAUGACAUUAGCAGCGGCGAGAGGAGAUAAUUGCGGUGGUGGGAGUGGAAGAGGAAGGCUGGUGGAUGAGAACAUGAUAGUACUGAGGAAGCGUAUUCAGGAGAUGAAGAUGGUGGAGAGCAAUCAGGAGGCGCCUGAGGAAUGGAUGGAGUGGGAGAAGAGAUACUAUACAGAUUAUGACUCUGACGUAUGUGAGGCAGUGGGUUUGCUGCAAACCCAACUCAUGAAAACUAGGCCAAGUGUAGCUUUGGGGAUGGUGGCUCUUGUUACGCUUAGUGUUCCCACAUCCACGUUCAUGGUUGCCUUGCAAUUGAUGGAGAUGGCCAGGAAGAUCUUAUCUGAGAUUCACCUCUAA
Molecule: messenger RNA, 468 nt
Organism: Macadamia integrifolia
Lineage: Eukaryota; Viridiplantae; Streptophyta; Magnoliopsida; Proteales; Proteaceae
Exons: 1
Coding region: 1-468 (155 amino acids)
Source: RefSeq, a predicted model, not a curated record